UCCCAGCAUCGAGCAGCUCUGAGCAUCCUCAAGGUACCACGGGCGCAUUGAAUUAGCUGCAUCCCGGAGGAGGCACAGGGAGCGGAGCCGUCUGCAGGGCGUCCGGGGCACCUGGGCACACAGGGGAGCCCAUCCCAGAGUCUCUCCAGGUCUGGCAGCGACCGUCGAAGGGUCCCCAUGAAGGGCGAAACCCCCGUCAACAGUACAAUGAGCAUCGGGCAGGCCCGCAAGAUGGUGGAGCAGCUCAAGAUUGAGGCCAGCAUGUGCCGGAUAAAGGUAUCCAAGGCAGCAGCUGACCUGAUGACAUACUGUGAUGCUCACGCCUGCGAAGACCCACUCAUCACCCCGGUGCCCACCUCCGAGAACCCGUUCCGUGAGAAGAAGUUCUUCUGUGCCCUGCUCUGAGCCCUACCUGCCCCACCCCUCAGCUACAGCCACCGUGUAACCCCCACUCCUAGCCUCUCCCCACACCCUGCCCGGGUGAUCGGGCAGGACUUCCCAGGUAGGGCCUGACCCCCCUAAAACCAGCUUUGGAGCUGGGUGUUUGGCUGGAACCACUCCCUCCACCCACCCAAACUUCCACAGACAGGGCACCUACCCGAGCACAAGUCCCCAAAGCCCCUCCCCUUCAGGGGGAACCCACCCCACACACCUCAAAUCAGGAGAGAGUAUCACACCUCACCCUGGCAGGAGUCACACCAAGUCCUGCUCCCCUCUCCACGCCUGGGGCAGCUGAAGCUGCAGGCCCAUCCCUAGCAGUGUCACACCAGCCACAACUCACCCCAUUUCCAUUAGAGGGGGAGGGUGUCAGCUCCCAGACUGCUGAUCCUGGGUGCCAAAGGGGGAAAGAGGCCCAUCCCCUACUCCCAGGGCUGGUGGGGCAGCGCCCAGAUUGCAGGGCUCAGCCGCUCCACACAAUGUAAACUGAGACCUUGAGAAUAAAGUAACAGGAGGCACAGA
This is a messenger RNA of Dermochelys coriacea (leatherback sea turtle), 960 nucleotides long. RefSeq names its product G protein subunit gamma 3 (gene GNG3). The record is from RefSeq and is a predicted model, not a curated record. Gene Ontology annotation, biological process: G protein-coupled receptor signaling pathway. Gene Ontology annotation, cellular component: heterotrimeric G-protein complex. Bases 178 to 405 code for a protein of 75 amino acids. Lineage: Eukaryota; Metazoa; Chordata; Testudines; Dermochelyidae. Gene Ontology annotation, molecular function: G-protein beta-subunit binding. The transcript has 3 exons.